Molecule: messenger RNA, 1077 nt
Organism: Hydatigera taeniaeformis
Lineage: Eukaryota; Metazoa; Platyhelminthes; Cestoda; Cyclophyllidea; Taeniidae
Source: the annotation of a GenBank genome assembly
AUGGAUUCUGCAAAGUUUAUUUUUGCCAAUAUUGUGGUGUCGAAUUUGAUCAGACAAGGAAUUUAUUACUUUGUACGUGAUGACAUAAUCGAUUCGUACGAGUCCUCCAUCAAGGUGGAGACCCACAUUUUAGAGCCUGUGAAACCAACACCACCACCUCAACCUUCUUGGUUUUUGCCCUAUAUUCUCGGUUUACAGAUGAGUGUUUUAUACCUUUUUGUUCAAACACUCAGGAAGCAUGAAUUACCUAGUGGAAGAAUCCGCAACAUUCUAAUCGCUCUAAUUGGCUCGGAUGUGUUGUUCAAUUUGAUGGAUGUACUACAAUUUGCACUGUACUCCAACUACGGCGUCGAUCUGGUUGGGUUUCUUUCAAGGAGGCAUUAUGGAACUGUAUCUUACCUAAUGGAUGUGCUGCAGCAUUUGAGUGUGGGUCUUCAUCUUUUCCUUUGUGCAGAUGUCUCCAAUAUGACACCUAAUGCAUUGAAUUCGGCAUCUGGCAUUAGUCUAGUCCUUAGCCUGGUUGCAAAUGCCUUUCUUGCCCCAACAACUUUCGAACAGCCAUGUGAGUCGCAUCAGUUGGAAAGAUUCGCUGCUUAUAGAACUCGUACUAUUGACAUAAACUACGCACAGCGAUUAAGCUCCCUUCAUCUUUUACCGUGCAUUGGCCUCACAUUAGUAUUUAUCCAUCAGCGAAAGCAAAGGAUCUCGCAGAUGGAGGCGCGUGAAAAGUUGCCUAAUGAGAAGGGCGAUGGAGAGGCGUGUGUUAUCGAUAUGCGAAAUUUCACCCUGCGCUCUAUGAUUUGUCAUUACGUUAUCAGCAUAUUUUGCUGUUUCAUCACAUUUGGAAUCAAAGCAAAACAUGAAAAGUUAACUGAAAUUAUCAACCAAUUUGAUACCCCUGAAAAUACUUUGAGGAAGUUUAGUUAUCUACAGCAGGCCACCAACACCGUUUGUCUUUUGGCUUGCCUAAAACUGGAAAGACACGACGUGGAUGCAUCAGUAGUGGAGGAACUCGAGUCUGAAUUCCAGCGGCCACCCUCCUAUCCUGUCGACGGAUUCGAAGAUGAAUUAGAUUGA